This is a messenger RNA of Gloeophyllum trabeum ATCC 11539, 966 nucleotides long. RefSeq lists its product as uncharacterized. The transcript has a single exon. Bases 1 to 966 code for a protein of 321 amino acids. The record is from RefSeq and is a predicted model, not a curated record. Lineage: Eukaryota; Fungi; Basidiomycota; Agaricomycetes; Gloeophyllales; Gloeophyllaceae.
AUGCUGGUACUGAUCUUCACUUACGCACUGCCCUAUGCACGAUUCGUCAAGCCAGCCAGACGCGCUGCGCCUCUGAAUAUCUCCCAAGUCUGUCGCCGCUGGAGGGAGGUUGCUCUGACUGUCCCUGUGCUCUGGGCCUCGCUCUCGGUUUAUGCCACAAGAGACGACUUGGACUACGCUGGUUUGAUGCGAAUGUGGCUGGCGCGAUCACAGAGGUACCGCCUAUACGUCAACUUCAUCGCUUGGAAGAACCUCGAUCUGUGCAGUUCGCGUGCCUGCCUGGAAGAGCUUAUGCGUCCUGAAAUCCUCACUCGGCUUUCGGAUCUCCGUGUCUCGGGCGUAAUGGAAGCCCUGCUGCCUCUGGAAAACUUGGGUGCCCAAGCUAGCAGUCUUCGGAGGCUGGUCGUACAGACGUACGAUCUUUGCCUGGAAGAUGCAUAUCUAGAUUUAUCCCGUGCAUCCGCAGCGCCCCUGUUGGCUGAAUUUCCCGUGAACAUCCUUGAAACACCCUCGCUCUUCUUCCCUCUGAAGGGCAUCCUGGCCGGCCCCACGACUCAUCUGGUAUUCUCCGGCGACUUCUACUAUGACCAUUUCACGGUGCUAGGAGAGUUCGGCGCGCAUCUCGUGUCCUGCGAGCUGUACUUACACCCGUUUUCGGCAUGUGGAGCCCUGACGUUGCCCAGGGUGCAAACGCUCACAGUGGGUUGUAGGAUCGUCUGGGCGUUUCUGGAUAACCUUACUGCGCCGUGUCUUCGGACACUGCAGAUAGGCAUGUCGAGGGAGAAUCGCCUUCCUGAAGUCGACGAUAUGUCGCUGAGUAAUAUGAUACGCAGGUCGCGGUGCCCCUUGGAAUCGCUACUAAUGGAGGAGGGCAGCCUGAGCGAUGCGGAUAUCGCUGAGGCCCAAAGGUUGUGCCCUGAUCUUCACAUCACGCUCGCGGGGAGACUAUGGGAUUAUACAUGGUGA